CUUAAUCACUCAUUCAAACUUCACACUGCGCUUGAAAUUGAAAGUAGAGAGAUACAAGUUUUUGGAACGUUCUCCUUUCAUUGUGAUUGGUAAUUAUAUAUAAACUUGUAGAAUGAUAAGAAGAGAGUGGAGAAUAUUUCUAUGUGCAUAUACGUAUAUAUGGCAACGACCCCUUUGAUUCACGCUCGCUGUGGUUACUUGCCCCGAAUUGCUAAUCGCUCUUCUUCUUAUGCUUCAUUCUCCUCUUUCUCAUGUUGUUCUUCAUCAUUCACCUCUAACUGGAGUUUGAGUUCUUCUUCUGGCUGUUAUUUUGUGGAUUCUUUUGAAUAUGAGGAGCUUGGCUUGUCCCAUUAGCCGGUUUUUAAUGGCAAUUUCGAAGAGUGACUUGAAGAUCAAAUGAUGUACUCUUUUCAUAGCAUUGGUGAAAACAGAGGACAAAGACACCAGAACCUUAGAGCUCAAGCUAUGAGUGCUACCGCUCAGGGAAAGUCUAUUGUUAGAAGCACUGGGAAACUGAAUAAUGAUCCUGAUCAUCUCCUUGUUCUUGUCCAUGGUAUCUCGGCUAGCCCAAGUGACUGGACUUAUGCAGAGGCAGAGUUAAAAAGGCACCUUGGAAAAAACUUUUUAAUUUAUGCAAGUUCAUCAAAUACUUACGGUAAAACAUAUACUGGGAUUGACGAAGCUGGAAAGCGAUUAGCUGAUGAAGUUAUGCAAGUUGUAAAAAAGACAAGGAGCCUGAAAAGAAUAUCCUUUCUGGCCCAUUCUCUAGGAGGCCUCUUUGCUAGAUAUGCAAUUGCUGCCCUUUAUACACCUAAUUCCUAUAAUAGUGGCCAACCUGGUGAUCCAGCGAAUUGCAUGAUGGAAAAUUCACAAAGAACAGACUUUUCAAGAGGGAUGAUUGCUGGGUUGGAGCCAAUGAAUUUUGUUACUUUAGCAACUCCACAUCUUGGUGUAAGGGGAAAAAAGCAGCUUCCAUUUCUACUGGGUGUCCCAAUCCUAGAAAAGCUUGCUGCUCCUAUAGCUCCAUUUUUUGUUGGUCGGUCUGGUGGUCAGCUGUUCCUUUCUGAUGGUGAACCCAACAAACCAUCUCUUCUUUUGAGAAUGGCUUCUGAUUGUGAAGAUGGAAAAUUCAUAUCUGCACUUGGAGCAUUUAGAUUUCGUAUUGUUUAUGCUAAUGUAUCAUAUGAUCAUAUGGUUGGGUGGCGCACAUCCUCUAUAAGGAGGGAAAUUGAACUUUGUAAGCCUCCACGUCAAUCUUUGGAUGGAUACAAGCAUGUUGUUAAUGUGCAACACUGUCCCCCGGUUCCUUCUGAUGGGCCUCAAUUUCCUCCAGAGGCAGUAAAAGCAAAGGAGACCGCACAAAAUACUCAGAAUACUGUGGAAUUUCAUGAAAUUAUGGAAGAGGAAAUGAUACGGGGAUUACAGCAAUUGGGAUGGAAAAAAGUUGAUGUCAGCUUUCACUCAGCAUUCUGGCCUUUCUUUGCUCAUAGCAACAUUCAUGUAAAAAAUGAAUGGCUUCACAACGCUGGUGCAGGAGUAAUCGCUCAUGUUGCUGACACCAUAAGACAGCAAGAAACAUCAUCAACUUUGGCUGCUAGCUUUUAACUGAAGCGCUGUAGGCAUAUUUGGAAAAGGGGGAGCACACAUUUGAGUUUCUGCACCCUAUGCUGAGCGCUAACGAUGAUGCUUGGGGUCAUUUGUUACCUCAUUUUCUCUAAUUUCAACUUUGAUUUGGGACUUUUGAUUUGUAAUGUAGAAAAAGGGAAAGAAAAACCAGUAUUCAUUAGGAAGUUGCGUUCUCAAGUCACUUUUUAGGCUAAAUCCUGAAUGAGAGAUAAUUAAUACGAAAAACCUGGAUUAGCCCGUGGUUUUGAAUGUUAUCCUUGUGGUCAAUGGUUAUUUGUAGUAUUUGUAUUUGAUACAAGUUUUAAAAUGAGACGAAUUUUAUUUGGUCACAAAUCAUGUAAUCAGUCUCUUAUAAAUACAAAAAAAUUAUGUAACCAAUCUCUUAUUCUUAU
Gastrolobium bilobum is the source of this 2018-nucleotide messenger RNA. Its product is annotated as lipid droplet phospholipase 1-like. The transcript has 13 exons. Lineage: Eukaryota; Viridiplantae; Streptophyta; Magnoliopsida; Fabales; Fabaceae. Bases 397 to 1605 code for a protein of 402 amino acids. The record is from RefSeq and is a predicted model, not a curated record.